AUGUACACGAACACUGUCAUCGCCUUCUCUGUGGUAAUAAGUAUCGAAUCACUUAUCAUAUGUGUUGGAAAUGCUUUCGUAAUUUUCGUAUUUUGGACGCAGUGCACGGGAAGUAGAAGACGAACCAGCUAUCUUCUGAUCAAUCUAGCGGUUGCCGAUUUCUUAAUAGGAGUCACAAAAAUUCCAUCGUUUAUAACCAUCUACAUUCCCUCUCUGAUGCGAAAACGAAACAUUAACGACCUCGGAAACUAUAUUGCGGCAUUUGACAUCUUGUUUUCAACAGCUUCCGUAGUUUCUCUUGCUACUGUUUCGGUGGAACGCACUGCCGCCGUUUUGUGGCCACUUGCUCAUCGAACUUCAAGUGACAGAGUGUAUGUCUAUUGUAUUGCUUUUAUCUGGGUGACUGCGAUGAGUGUGUUCCUCAUUUAUAUUCUACCUUUCUUCAACGUGUGGCCCUUUGAAUAUGCGGUUAUAGCACUGAACAUCGUUCUUGUACUAUCCAUUCUUACUACUUGUCUUACGUACAUCAUUAUACGCGUCCAUUUGAAACGUUCACCCCAAAUAUUUAACAGUGAUCAAAGGCGAAGCGUGGAAAGAAACGUAAAACUCUCAAAAACGGUAUUUCUGGUCAUCGCAUUGUCAUUUGCUUUUUGGGUUCCAGCCGUCAUUUUUUACAUCAUCGAUGACGUCUUUUGCAAAGAAUGUAUUCCCGCCGAAGUCGUUUUGGUGGGAACUGUUUUGCAUUUCGCAAACUCUCUUGUUAAUCCUAUCGCAUAUACUUGCAGGCUGUCAGUUUUUAAGAAAACGCUGAAUAGACUCCUAAAAAGGCGACAAGUUCGUGUGGAAGUAACAAAGCUUUGAAAGAAAAAUGUUCCCUGCCUUUUAUGGCCAAAAAACCUUCCCUCGUUUGGUCCUGACGUCUGGCGUGCGCUAAUAGUAGGAAGCCCAAACAACAACGACGGCGACGCAACAUAACUCGAAAAAUGAAGUCGCUCUGCUUCAAACUUUAUCGCGAUUAUUUGAUCUCAUUUAAUUCGUAAGAUGUUGGCAAUUUUUUUCUGGAGUUGAAUUCUAAAAGACUGUAUCGAAGUUCAGGAGAAGAAUAAAAAACUCUUUUGCAUUUUGCAAACUCUGUAAUAAAUCCUAUCACAUAUACUUGUAGACUGUCAAUUUUUAGGAAAACUCUGAACGGACUCGUUCAAAGGGGACAAGUUCGUGUAGAAAUAACGAAACUUUGAAAUGAAAUGUCCCUUUGUAAAUAAGGCCAUCCUUUUUUUUCUCGUUUAGCGUCGAAUGCGUUUUCUGAUAUUGGGUCGGUCGGUCGGAUUGAAAAAAAAAUAACAAGUAGUCUGGGAAUAUAGGAGGCCCUGGUACCCCAGAACGACUUUAAAACUUAAAAUUCACAUAUUAAGGUACACAAUAUAACUGUAAAAAAUGUUCCUGUUCUUUUUCCUGUUUUUCGCUUUGCUGUUAAUUACUAUGUGCAUUUUCCAGAUUAAAAGAAUUAUUUCAAGUAAACAAUGGUUUAACUACGUUGUUCCUUUUUUUUUGGAAAAUGACAAAAAUUUGGGUCUCUCUGACGACGCUAAACGAAGAAAAAAAAAGAGGAGGACCUUAAGGCAAAAAAAAAUAUCCCACGUUUUUUCAUGACGUCAAACAUGCGCCAAUGGUUUCACCUGGGCAUAACAUAGUAGCCUCUUUCAUUCUGGAAAUCAUCCCUUUUCAGGUGUCCUGUAAAACCAUGAUUGGAGACUAGAAGUUGCAUGGAGCGUGCGUUUUCUCUCACGCGGCCAUUAGAUUAAUUGAAAGAAAAAAAAGGUUUUAUGUAAGAAAAAGAUUCAACACGCACAGAAUUGGUUUGGGACACCAACAUGGCUACCUUUUUAUUAAACAAUUACCGUUUCGGAACCGAAGUGGCAGAAAUGACGUCAUGUGGAAAUGCUCUAUUGGCCAUUUUUAGUACGCGAGGGAGACUGGAUCGGUGUUCUGUUGAAUUGCAUUAUGGGAAUCAGUUGUAAGGAAGAAAUUAUGAUCCAGCUUCCUGUGCGACCUUGUGAUUACCAGUAAAAGUACCUCGAAAGAGAUUUCUUCCCCAAAACAGUCACAAAGGGUAAUUCAUCACAACAGUCGAUUCGACAAAGAUUGCGUAAACCCUUGCAUGUCUAGUAACUUCAGGAAUGAGAUAUGCAUAUGUGGUUCCAUCCCGUGAAGUAAAAACUGAAAGAAUUAAUAAAUAUGCAUGUAUGCUGAAGCUUGCAUACUCCAAGCAAAUCUCUUCGCAGGAAAACAAAAUCAAAUUGAUUCAAAUUCGGUACUAAGUGAAAUUAUUAAACCAUUCACUAAGUUUCCAUACAGCUUCAGUUGUUUUUCUCUCUGCCAUCAUCAGUCUAAAGCACUUUCGCCGUUUUGUGUCCACUUGCAAACCGAACAACAAUCUAUUGCUUUUACUACUGGCGACUGAGAUGGCUCUAGCCCUGAUUUAUACUUUGCCCGCUAACGGUGUGUGGAGUUACAAUGUACGAAUAAAUAGAAAUAAAUCAAGCCAGCACAAUUAGUACUUCUCAGAAGAAAACAGCCCUCCCAUAAUCUUCUACAGGACAACCCUCACAAUCCAGGACCGAGCGUGACAGAUGGAGCGUUGGGUAGAACAUUACUCUGAGCUGUACGCCAUAGAGAACGAAUAUGGUGUCUGGAGAAGCCCUGAACGCUAUAGAGUGCUUACCAGUUCUGGAGGAGCUAAAUUGUGAACCUUUGGAGCUGAAAGAGGCUCUGGGUUCGCUUGCACCUGGAAAAGCACCCAGUCAGAACAUUAUCCCAUCUGAGAUCCUGAAAUGCUACAAAGGCGAUGCCGUCACCGAGCUCUAUUCGCCACUUAGCUUUUGCAAAGACUUCUGGGGUGGUUACUGGGGACGCGCCAUUAAGCUAUUGGUCAGUUUGUUUGCCCUGUCACCGCUAACAGUCUCAGAAGUCUUUGCGAAAGUUAACUAGUCCCAGUUUCGAAAAGAUGAGUACAACUUCACUUUUAUGGUUUAUGUAAAUAUAUCAAGCGUGAGACGCAGUGUUAUAUCAUCAAAUGAAACACUGAGAAGAGAGAUGAAAAUGCGACGCGCAGCGGCUUGACGAACUUCAAGGUGUUUCUUCUGGAAAUGAAACACUAUGUCGAGUGCUUGAUAUUACUUCUCAAACAAAAUGAUUUUACCAGGAGAAAUUAAGGAUGCAAAAAUGAGCAGUUUUACAUCUGAUUUCCAAACACUCAUUAAACAUUAAUUUCCUUCGUCUUUUUUUUUUAUGAAUUAUUGAGUUUGAGAAAUACAAAUGAAGAACUUCAAUGAAGAACUUUUCUUAUGAGCAAAUGAAGAACUUCAACCAAAACAAUUUCUUGUUUGAUGUAGGGCGGAGAGAUUGGAGUCGUAUUCGUGUGGUCUCUGAUGUUGACGAAAAGUGGAACGAGUGGAAAAAUAUGCUUGUGACUGUUAUUAACAAACAUGCGCCUGUAAAAAAGGAAAAGAGUUGGCAGAAAAGCGUCCUCUUAGAUUACGGAAAAUGAAAAAUUGUACUUUGUUAUUCGCAAAUAACAAGUUUAAAUGAUGAACGUGGUGCCGUGACGCUCCUUCAAACAAAUAAGGGUCAGCGAUUGAGGGGGAACCUUUAUUUUCACCUAGUAAUACAAUAAAUACUAACAAUACUAAAAAAAAACAUUUUAUGAAUAAGUAUAUUCGAAAAUGUAAUCUUAAUUGUGAAACGGAUUGAGGGUCUGGGGACUUAAAACUUUAAACUCCCUUUUUCAUAUAUUUGAUUAAAAUAUAUUGUGUUUUGCUUAAUUUGGUGUGAAAUUUACAUAUGUAUUGAAAAUUUCACAGUUUUUGAGAAAAAGUAUUGAGGAAAAAUAUUGCUUUUUGUGUUAAAACCUGAUGUGGUCUCUAGAAUAGUGUAUAUUGUGAUAAUGCAAACUUAAUUAAGUUUACCGUUAUUUAUUUAUAUUUUCUGUUUGCAUUUACCUUUUUUAGCUGCCCACAGUAAAUAAAUGAAGAUGAGAUUAAUUGAAAGUCAAUUUAAGACUGGCAGAUGUUUUGCGACAAAUCAUAGUUUAAAGGAGGGUACUAAGGUAGGAGUUUAGAGUGUAUGGGUUUCUCAGGUCUCUUAAUUCAUUCUCAUAUUGUAGACCUGUUUUGGAAGAGUUUUACGUUAAAAAUUAUAGCCUAGUAUUGAUUUCCCUACUAAUGAUGUAAAACUCCCAAUAUUACAACGCAUAUUAAGUGCACGGUCGACUCGAAUAUAGAAAAACCUGUAUUAAAACAGCACCUCUAAAACCCCGACCACGUCGAGCGGCACAUACCCGUAUAGGUAUCCUAAGGAGGUGAGUCCUCCCCGCCCUUUGACCUGCUCUCCCGGAACCGUUGAAGUCACUUCAUAACCAAACUACACGCCUUCUUUUUUAUUAACAGACCAGUUGCUCUGUUAGUGCGUUUGUCGUUCAACAGAAGCCGGAGAAGCAAUGUACACGAACACUGUCAUAGCCUUCUCUGUGAUAAUAAGUAUCGAAGCACUCAUCGUAUGUGUUGGAAAUACUUUCGUAAUUUUCGUAUUUUGGACGCAGUGCACGGGAAGUAGAAGACGAGCCAGCUAUCUUCUGAUCAAUCUAGCGGUUGCCGAUUUCUUAAUAGGAGUCACAAAAAUUCCAUCGUUUAUAACCAUCUACAUUCCCUCUCUGAUGCGAAAACGAAACAUUAACGACCUCGGAAACUACAUUGCAGCAUUUGACAUCUUGUUUUCAACAGCUUCCGUAAUUUCUCUUGCUACUGUUUCAGUGGAACGCACUGCCGCCGUUUUGUGGCCACUUGCUCAUCGAACUUCAAGUGACAGAGUGUAUGUCUAUUGUAUUGCUUUUAUCUGGGUGACUGCGAUGAGUGUGUUCCUCAUUUAUAUUCUACCUUUCUUCAACGUGUGGCCCUUUGAAUAUGCGAUUAUAGCACUGAACAUCGUUCUUGUACUAUCCAUUCUUACCACUUGUUCUACGUACAUCAUUAUACGCGCUCAUUUGAAAUGCUCACCCCAAAUAUUUAACAGUGAUCAAAGGCGAAGCAUGGAAAGAAACGUAAAACUCUCAAAAACGGUAUUUCUGGUCAUCGCAUUGUCAUUUGCUUGUUGGGUUCCAGCUGUCAUUUUGUACGUCAUUGAUGACGUCUUUUGCAAAGAAUGUAUUCCAGCCGAAGUCGUUUUGGUGGGAACUGUUUUGCAUUUCGCAAACUCUCUUGUUAAUCCAAUCGCAUAUACUUGCAGGCUGUCAAUUUUUAAGAAAACGCUGAAUAGACUCCUAAAAAGGCGACAAGUUCGUGUGGAAGUAACAAAGCUUUGAAAGAAAAAUGUUCCCUGCCUUUUAUGGCCAAAAAACAUUCCCUCGUUUGGUCCUGACGUCUGGCGUGCGCUAAUAGUAGGAAGCCCAAACAACAACGACUGCGACGCAACAUAACUCGAAAAAUGAAGUCGCUCUGCUUCAAAUUUUAUCGCGAUUAUUUGAUCUCAUUUAAUUCGUAAGAUGUUGACAAUUUUUUUCUGGAGUUGAAUUCUAAAAGACUGUAUCGAAGUUCAGGAGAAGAAAAAAAAAAACUCUUUUGCAUUUUGCAAACUCUGUAAUAAAUCCUAUCACAUAUACUUGUAGACUGUCAAUUUUUAGGAAAACUCUGAACGGACUCGUUCAAAGGGGACAAGUUCGUGUAGAAAUAACGAAGCUUUGAAAUGAAAUGUCCGCUUUGUAAAUAAGGCCAUCCUUUUUUUUCUCGUUUAGCGUCGAAUGCGUUUCCUGAUAUUGGGUCGGUCGGUCGGAUUGAAAACGAAAAAAAAAUCACAAGUAGUCUGGGAAUAUAGGAGGCCCUGGUACCCCAAGACGACUUUAAAACUUAACAUUCACAUAUUCAUAUUAAAAGUAUUAUUUCAAGUGAAAAAUGGUUAAACUACGUCGUUACUUUUUUUUUGGAAAACGACAAAAAUUUGGGUCGGUCGGACGACGCUAAACGAAGAAAAACAGAGGAUGACUUUGGGUGCGUUCGAUUGGGAAAUCUGGAUUUCCCAAUCGAACGCGAAAUCCGAAAACGGAUUUCACCUCCGAGAAAUCCGUCCUCAGGGUCGAUUUCAAUUAAGAAAUCCAAAUCCGGAUUUCAUGGAUUUCCUUUUUACCGUUCGAUUGGGAAAUCCGAAAAAGGAUUUGCAAAACUAUAUUCUCGUGAACAGACCGUUGUUCUUAAGGACAGUUUUUCAAAUCCUUUUUCGGAUUUCGCAAUCGAACGGUAAAAAUAAAAAUCCCAAACAGAUAUCUCAGCGUUGAAAUCCGUUUUCGGAUUUCGCGUUCGAUUGCAAAUCCGAAAUCCGGAUUUUAAAAUCUAAAUCCAGAUUUCCCAAUCGAACGCACCCUUUAAGGCGUUUCGAUACAGUUUUUUAGAGACCAUACCGAUAUUUUUCAAUCGCCUUAAAAGUGGUUUUCUCCUUCUCCGAUCGCUAUAAAAUUUUCACCAGUAAUUGGUAAUGAAAUGAAAUUUAUGAAAAUGCAGUUUUAAGUAAAUCGUUAUUACUAUGACAACAAUAAACAAAAAACUUUGAAAUUGAUAAAAGCCGAAUUUUGUGUGAUCUAGACCAGCUACUGAAAAUCCAACGCUAGGAACUUAGAGUUUGGCGUUUAGCAAAUAAUCUCCGUAAGAAGUAAAAAAUUCUGUAUGUUUGAAUUCGACUAAAACGAAAAUAUAUUUCAAGCCUUAAAUUUUCAAUAGCGGUGAUAAAUUACUUAUUAAAAACGUUAUAAAUGACUCAAAUUAUUCUUAAGUAGCGUCAGAAUGCUGCUUAAUAUCAUAUUUUAAUGCUAGGAAAUUUUGCUUUGUUUUCGUUCUUGCGAUCUUGAAAACUAACCCGUUUUCUCACCACCUGUAUAAGUGCAACUUCAUUCAAAAUUUGGACUUUUAGCGCUUUUUUGUAUAUCUCUCAAACGUCUCGAACGAAUUUUUUUUCAAUCUCUUCACAUAAUCUUCAUAAUGUAUAUAAUAAUGUCUGAAACUUUCAUUAAGAUUGAUUCACUGCAACGCCUUGAAAUUUCAAGACAAACCUAUCCUACGAACCCGUCAAAAAUCUGCGUUACAACAUUCAAUGUUUUGACAUUAUGCUAAUUUUUCCAAAAUAAUGCGCACCAUACUUACCUCCAUGACUAGUACAUUUUAGUUUGAAUUUAUCGCAUCUUUUGAAUGUAAAACAUUAACAAUACUCACACUGAAAUGUACUUAUCGUGGAUAUAUGUGUUGUCCGCAUUAAUUUGAUGACCCUCAGAAGCAGCAUCUCGACUGGUAAGCCUGAGCAAUUAUUGUCUUUGAUGCGUUUUUUUUUUUUUUUCGGUUUCCUGAAGUCGAGCGUAUGGUUUAUGCGGCUUAAGUUUAUACAGGAGCAAUGAUCUAACCUACAAUAGUAUCAGGUUUAAAAAGCCUUUAGACAUUUUUUGACCGCAAAUUCAAAGAAAAGGUUCCGAAAAAUAUUUAGUUAUGAUUUUGGCUGUAAACAGAAAGCUCUGAGCGAUUUUCUUGCCUCGAGUUCAUCUUGAAAAAGAGCAAACACCGGGAAGCCGGCCGGCUUAAAACAUAAAUAAGCUUAUGCUUACCUGACUCAUGAUUUUCAGGGACACUUGACUCUCAAUACUUGUCUUCGUGAAUGAAAAUUAUUGUCUCUGUACAUGUUUCACCGAAUUAUAUUUAUUUUAUUGAUUGUUAGUAGUCCCUCUCGCAAUUUUUAUCGCUGCACCGGUUGUUUCCAGUCGAACAUAAACAUCGCCGCGCGUAAAUAUCACUCGCUUUUUAAGAUUACACAUAACAAAACCAUAAACCGUUUUAUAAAUAAAGGGAAAUAAGACCUUAACAUAACAAAUUCUCUAUCAUGUUGAAGCCUAAAUGGUAACUCUAUUAAUCCCUGCAAGUUUGGUGCCUGUCAAAAGUGAGAACCCGUCCGGCUGGCCGAAAAGGUGAUUUUGGGAAUUUUUUUAUCGUUUUCACUAAAAGCCCAUAAUUAUUAACCUGCGUAUCAAACAGGACCAGAUUUCUCUAACUGAAAAGUCCCGGCAUUAUGGAAUUCUAAUUCUCUUCAUGAAAACGUUUUAUAAUGUGGUCAACGCCAUAAUUUAUUGUGCAAAGGAAGCGCGUGCUUUGAUCGUCCUGGAUAUUGAAUGAGUGCAAUUUGUCUUGCAAAAUUUUGAAAAACUGCAGAAUUAUAGGUUUAAAUAGGGCAAAAAAGAACAAAUUUUGUCCGAGGUCCGUAUGAUAAAAAAAGGGCCUCAUAGUACUGUUUACCUGAGACGUAAUGAGAAAAAGUAUGUUUAAAAGGCUGGUUUACACGCCAUCAGAUUCGUCGCCAAGAUUUACUUGUAAAGUAAACUUGUCGAACACAGAAAAUCCGGCCUGAUUUUUUAUUUUGGCCUCCCUUUUAGACAGAGGAAUGCAACGUGUAAAUUGGCUGCCACCAAGGACUAUCGUGGCGCGUGUGUUUCUUAAAAUUAUAUUUCGGGGUUGUCCAAUAAUCCAUAGUCUCUCAAACGGAGCAAUGUUGGAGAGACCGUGGUGAAUGCCACAUUAUGAUGCAACAGCUAAUGCAAAUACAAUACACGAAUAGGUCUAUUUGUUUUCUAGGCCUAAUCUACUGUGAUCGAACAUGAUUGCUAUUUUGGGGUGGACAAAUAAGACUAUUAACUCAAUGUAAAAUUUGUUUCACUCUUGGACUGUCAAAUUAUUUUCCUCUAAAACCACUUAGCCUUUGCCUCAAAAGUCACAUGAACGUGCCCUGAUCUGUGGAUUACAAGUUUAUUGUUUGAUUUAAAUUAUGAAUUUAUUAACGUGAGCUUCGCUUUUAGCCCUGGCUAAAUUUAUAGUAUAUACUAAAACAGUGGAUAGUGUUUUUCGCGCGCUCUGAUUGGCUGCUCAAUCAGUGAAUAUCCUGCACUAUUCACUGAUUCACCUCUAGUUCCUCCGAGCGAGAGACGCCAAACUCGCGUAAGUUGCAAAAUGCCUUCCCGGUUUGCUGCCGUAACAAACAAAGAAAUUUCACAACUAAUCAAGCAAGCUGUUUCCGAAAUACACGAAGAAAGUGACGAAGCUCGGGGUGGAAGUUUUCACAGGUAAAACUUUGUCUUUUUGACUUGAAUUUAUCGAUAAAACCGGCGAAAAAGUUUUGUUGUUUACAAAUGCAAAUUAAGUUUAAGUCUUGCGUUACUUUUUUUAGUUGACUUGUUCAUAAAUAAGCUUAAAACUAAAUCUAAUAAUCCUUUUUACAGAAUGAUUUUAAAUACAAAAAGAAUUCACAACUCCUUUUGAGGAAAUUUCCCCGCAAGAGGUAAACAAAUGCCUUCAAAAGUUUUAUUUGCCGGCAAGAAAAAGCGACGACAGCGGCCGUUCGGUCAUUGCGCGCCAAAAUUGUAAUCGUUGCAGGCAACAGUAAAUGAGUUAAAAAUCAUCAUUUUUGUGCUCAAUUAUCUCACUGUUUUAGUAUAUACUAAAACAAUUAUUCACCUCAGUGUCGGUGGCUAGUGAUAGAUAUUUACCUCGCCGCUAACGCGGCUUCGGUAAAUAUCCAUCACUAGCCACCUCCACUUCGGUGAAUAAUUGUUAUAUAUUAUAUUUGAUUGAAAUAUAUUGUGUUUUGCUUACCUUGUGCGAAAUUUACAUAUGUAUUGAAAAUUUUACAGUUUUAGAGAAAAGGUAUUAAGGAAAAAUAUUGCUUUUUGUGUUAAAACCUGAUGUGGUCUCUAGAAUAGUGUAUAUUGUGAUAGUGCAAACUUAAUUAAGUUUGCUGUUAUUUAUUUAUAUUUUCUGGUUGCAUUUAUUUUUUAGCUGCCCACAGUAAAUAAAAGAAGAUGAGAUUAAUUGAAAGGCGGCUUAAGACUGGCAGAUGUUUUUCGAAAUAUAAUAAUCAUAGUUUAAAGGAGGGUACUAAGGUAGGAGUUUAGAGUGUAUGGGUUGCUCAGGUCUCUUAAUCUAUUCUCCUAUUAUAGACCUGUUUUAGAAGAGUUUUACAUUAAAAAUUAUAGCCUGGUAUUGAUUUCCCUACUAGUCAUGUAAAACUCCCAAUAGUAGCAUAUUAAGUACACGGUCCAUUUGAAUGUAGAAAAACCUGUUGUAAAGCAGGAACUCUAAAGCCCCAACCACUUGGAGAGGCACAUACCCGUAUAGGUAUCCUAAGGAGGUGAGUCCACCCCCGCCCCCCGACCUGCUCUUCCGGAACCCUUGAAGUCACUACAUAACCAAACUACACGCCUUCUUUUUGAUUAACAGACCAGUUGCUCUGUUAGUGCGUUUGUCGUUCAACAGAAGGGAGAAGCAAUGUACACGAACUCUGUCAUCGCCUUCUCUGUGAUAAUAAGUAUCGAAACACUCAGCAUAUGUGUUGGAAACGCUUUCGUAAUUUUCGUAUUUUGGACGCAGUUCACGGGAAGUAGAAGACGAGCCAGCUAUCUUCUGAUCAAUCUAGCGGUUGCCGAUUUCUUAAUAGGAGUUACAAAAAUUCCAGGGUUUAUAACCAUCUCCAUUCCCUCUCUGAUGCGAAAACGAAACAUUGACGACCUCGGAAACUAUAUUGCAGCAUUUCACAUCCUGUUUUCGACAGCUUCAGUAGUUUCUCUUGCUACUGUUUCAGUGGAACGCACUGCAGCCGUCUUGUGGCCACUUGCUCAUCGAACUUCAAGUGACAGAGUGUAUGUCUAUUGUAUUGCUUUUAUCUGGGUGACUGCGAUGAGUGUGUUCCUCAUUUAUAUUCUACCUUUCUUCAACGUGUGGCCCUUUGAAUUUCUUCGUGAAUGAAAAUUAUUGUCUCUGUACAUGUUUCACCGAAUUAUAUUUAUUUUAUUGAUUGUUAGUAGUCCCUCUCGCAAUUUUUAUCGCUGCACCGGUUGUUUCCAGUCGAACAUAAACAUCGCCGCGCGUAAAUAUCACUCGCUUUUUAAGAUUACACAUAACAAAACCAUAAACCGUUUUAUAAAUAAAGGGAAAUAAGACCUUAACAUAACAAAUUCUCUAUCAUGUUGAAGCCUAAAUGGUAACUCUAUUAAUCCCUGCAAGUUUGGUGCCUGUCAAAAGUGAGAACCCGUCCGGCUGGCCGAAAAGGUGAUUUUGGGAAUUUUUUUAUCGUUUUCACUAAAAGCCCAUAAUUAUUAACCUGCGUAUCAAACAGGACCAGAUUUCUCUAACUGAAAAGUCCCGGCAUUAUGGAAUUCUAAUUCUCUUCAUGAAAACGUUUUAUAAUGUGGUCAACGCCAUAAUUUAUUGUGCAAAGGAAGCGCGUGCUUUGAUCGUCCUGGAUAUUGAAUGAGUGCAAUUUGUCUUGCAAAAUUUUGAAAAACUGCAGAAUUAUAGGUUUAAAUAGGGCAAAAAAGAACAAAUUUUGUCCGAGGUCCGUAUGAUAAAAAAAGGGCCUCAUAGUACUGUUUACCUGAGCCGUAAUGAGAAAAAGUAUGUUUAAAAGGCUGGUUUACACGCCAUCAGAUUCGUCGCCAAGAUUUACUUGUAAAGUAAACUUGUCGAACACAGAAAAUCCGGCCUGAUUUUUUAUUUUGGCCUCCCUUUUAGACAGAGGAAUGCAACGUGUAAAUUGGCUGCCACCAAGGACUAUCGUGGCGCGUGUGUUUCUUAAAAUUAUAUUUCGGGGUUGUCCAAUAAUCCAUAGUCUCUCAAACGGAGCAAUGUUGGAGAGACCGUGGUGAAUGCCACAUUAUGAUGCAACAGCUAAUGCAAAUACAAUACACGAAUAGGUCUAUUUGUUUUCUAGGCCUAAUCUACUGUGAUCGAACAUGAUUGCUAUUUUGGGGUGGACAAAUAAGACUAUUAACUCAAUGUAAAAUUUGUUUCACUCUUGGACUGUCAAAUUAUUUUCCUCUAAAACCACUUAGCCUUUGCCUCAAAAGUCACAUGAACGUGCCCUGAUCUGUGGAUUACAAGUUUAUUGUUUGAUUUAAAUUAUGAAUUUAUUAACGUGAGCUUCGCUUUUAGCCCUGGCUAAAUUUAUUUAGUAUAUACUAAAACAGUGGAUAGUGUUUUUCGCGCGCUCUGAUUGGCUGCUCAAUCAGUGAAUAUCCUGCACUAUUCACUGAUUCACCUCUAGUUCCUCCGAGCGAGAGACGCCAAACUCGCGUAAGUUGCAAAAUGCCUUCCCGGUUUGCUGCCGUAACAAACAAAGAAAUUUCACAACUAAUCAAGCAAGCUGUUUCCGAAAUACACGAAGAAAGUGACGAAGCUCGGGGUGGAAGUUUUCACAGGUAAAACUUUGUCUUUUUGACUUGAAUUUAUCGAUAAAACCGGCGAAAAAGUUUUGUUGUUUACAAAUGCAAAUUAAGUUUAAGUCUUGCGUUACUUUUUUUAGUUGACUUGUUCAUAAAUAAGCUUAAAACUAAAUCUAAUAAUCCUUUUUACAGAAUGAUUUUAAAUACAAAAAGAAUUCACAACUCCUUUUGAGGAAAUUUCCCCGCAAGAGGUAAACAAAUGCCUUCAAAAGUUUUAUUUGCCGGCAAGAAAAAGCGACGACAGCGGCCGUUCGGUCAUUGCGCGCCAAAAUUGUAAUCGUUGCAGGCAACAGUAAAUGAGUUAAAAAUCAACAUUUUUGUGCUCAAUUAUCUCACUGUUUUAGUAUAUACUAAAACAAUUAUUCACCUCAGUGUCGGUGGCUAGUGAUAGAUAUUUACCUCGCCGCUAACGCGGCUUCGGUAAAUAUCCAUCACUAGCCACCUCCACUUCGGUGAAUAAUUGUUAUAUAUUAUAUUUGAUUGAAAUAUAUUGUGUUUUGCUUACCUUGUGCGAAAUUUACAUAUGUAUUGAAAAUUUUACAGUUUUAGAGAAAAGGUAUUAAGGAAAAAUAUUGCUUUUUGUGUUAAAACCUGAUGUGGUCUCUAGAAUAGUGUAUAUUGUGAUAGUGCAAACUUAAUUAAGUUUGCUGUUAUUUAUUUAUAUUUUCUGGUUGCAUUUAUUUUUUAGCUGCCCACAGUAAAUAAAAGAAGAUGAGAUUAAUUGAAAGGCGGCUUAAGACUGGCAGAUGUUUUUCGAAAUAUAAUAAUCAUAGUUUAAAGGAGGGUACUAAGGUAGGAGUUUAGAGUGUAUGGGUUGCUCAGGUCUCUUAAUCUAUUCUCCUAUUAUAGACCUGUUUUAGAAGAGUUUUACAUUAAAAAUUAUAGCCUGGUAUUGAUUUCCCUACUAGUCAUGUAAAACUCCCAAUAGUAGCAUAUUAAGUACACGGUCCAUUUGAAUGUAGAAAAACCUGUUGUAAAGCAGGAACUCUAAAGCCCCAACCACUUGGAGAGGCACAUACCCGUAUAGGUAUCCUAAGGAGGUGAGUCCACCCCCGCCCCCCGACCUGCUCUUCCGGAACCCUUGAAGUCACUACAUAACCAAACUACACGCCUUCUUUUUGAUUAACAGACCAGUUGCUCUGUUAGUGCGUUUGUCGUUCAACAGAAGGGAGAAGCAAUGUACACGAACUCUGUCAUCGCCUUCUCUGUGAUAAUAAGUAUCGAAACACUCAGCAUAUGUGUUGGAAACGCUUUCGUAAUUUUCGUAUUUUGGACGCAGUUCACGGGAAGUAGAAGACGAGCCAGCUAUCUUCUGAUCAAUCUAGCGGUUGCCGAUUUCUUAAUAGGAGUUACAAAAAUUCCAGGGUUUAUAACCAUCUCCAUUCCCUCUCUGAUGCGAAAACGAAACAUUGACGACCUCGGAAACUAUAUUGCAGCAUUUCACAUCCUGUUUUCGACAGCUUCAGUAGUUUCUCUUGCUACUGUUUCAGUGGAACGCACUGCAGCCGUCUUGUGGCCACUUGCUCAUCGAACUUCAAGUGACAGAGUGUAUGUCUAUUGUAUUGCUUUUAUCUGGGUGACUGCGAUGAGUGUGUUCCUCAUUUAUAUUCUACCUUUCUUCAAGGUGUGGCCCUUUGAAUAUGCGGUUAUAGCACUGAACAUCGUUCUUGUACUAUCCAUUCUUACCACUUGUUCUACGUACAUCAUUAUACGCGCCCAUUUGAAACGUUCACCCCAAAUAUUUAACAGUGAUCAAAGGCGAAGCGUGGAAAGAAACGUAAAACUCUCAAAAACGGUAUUUCUGGUCAUUGCAUUGUCAUUUGCUUGUUGGGUUCCAGCUGUCAUUUUGUACGUCAUCCAUUACGUCUUUUGCAAAGAAUGUAUUCCAGCCGAAGUCGUUUUG
This is a messenger RNA of Porites evermanni, 14192 nucleotides long. NCBI's taxonomy places the organism in Eukaryota, Metazoa, Cnidaria, Anthozoa, Scleractinia, Poritidae. The record is from the annotation of a GenBank genome assembly.